Messenger RNA from Saccharomyces paradoxus, 1839 nucleotides. RefSeq names its product Atp25p (gene ATP25). The transcript has a single exon. The record is from RefSeq and is a predicted model, not a curated record. NCBI's taxonomy places the organism in Eukaryota, Fungi, Ascomycota, Saccharomycetes, Saccharomycetales, Saccharomycetaceae. Gene Ontology annotation, cellular component: mitochondrion. The coding region runs from base 1 to 1839 and encodes 612 amino acids. Gene Ontology annotation, biological process: mRNA stabilization; mitochondrial proton-transporting ATP synthase complex assembly; mitochondrial gene expression.
AUGAAAAAGCUCUGUCUACUGCCCUUCCAUAGCCGGAGGAUUCGUAUGGCCAAUAUUCCUUUUGCCAUAUCGUUGAAGCAGAGCCUUCCCCCUCUUCAUAGUCACAACACAGCAGGAAAUUACUCGACGAAAGGCGAGAAUGACAACCAUGAACAACGCCACCUAUCCAAAAACUCUACUUUUGCCCCUUUAGAGACACCCUGGUAUCUCAAGAUUGUUGGCAAUGAAAAGGAACUAAUGGAAGAUAAAAAAGAAAAUGGCAACCAGACGGACAAGGCAGUCGAGUUACCUGAAGCCUCUCCAAACUCAUUGAGAAAAAUAACGGACCUCUUGACUGAUAAACUUGGUCUGGAUGACUUCCUGGUUUUCGAUUUACGGGAGAACAGCCCAAAUUCUGUUUCAGCCGUUAAUAAAUUGGGCGACUUCAUGAUCAUAUGCACAGCAAGAUCUACCAAACAUUGCCAUAAAAGUUUCUUGGAGUUGAACAAGUUUUUAAAGCAAGAAUUCUGUGGUAGUGCAUACGUCGAAGGAAACUUCAAUGAACGACAAGAAAGCAGAAGAAAAAGAAGAUUAGCGAGGAAAUCCAACCUUAGUAAGUUAUUAGGUAGAAGCUCUGAAGGCUCUACAAAAGACUCAAAUAGUGAAGCGUGGUACAUGAUCGAUUGUCAUGUUGAUGGUAUUUUUGUAAAUAUUUUGACACAGAAGAGGCGUAAUGAAUUGAAUUUAGAAGAGCUAUAUGCUCCUGAAACUGAGAAAUCCAAGUUCCAAAAUUCAGAGCCAGACAAUGUUUCUACUCUUUCAAAGAUGAACGAAAUUUCAAGCGACGAUAAUAUUCUUUUAGGCCUAAGAAGAUUAGCCCAGCAAAGAAGGAGGUACUCAACUAGUAAUUCAAACGAACUAAGUAAGUUAAGACACUUCCUGCAGAAGCAAGAUUUUAAAGAGGCUAGUAGGAUAAUUUACAAUAGCCCCGUUAGCCAAGCUCACAAUAUACGUACUUUAGAGCACAUGAAGAAUAGUUUAGAGGAUUUUGUGGGAAAAGGGAGGGAUGUAGAUGUUGCUCAAUGGAAAUCCUUAUUUGACGAACAUUCAACAUUGUUAACCUUAAGGCAAUCGACUGUAUACUGGCCAUUACGGCUAGAAUAUGCCAUACUUUUGAACAGGGCAAAUCCGCAAUUUUAUUCGGAUCGUGUUUUCCUCAAGGAUUAUCUACUUUUGAAAAAAUCGUUGGGGCAAGAGUUAACGAGGAAAGAUCUAAUUGCUCUUUUAGAAAUAGUUCUGAAAACGCAACACUCUAGUCAUUCAUAUUUCAAUCUAGUAAAGCAAAACAGGGUGGUGGUCAGAGCUUUGAGCUUAUUUAAAGGUCUACAAAGAGAGGGCGAUAGUUCAGUUCUUUACGAUGAAAAAGUAAUAUCUCUUCUUUUAAAUUCCAUGGUAGCGGAUGAACGCGUGAAAUUAAGAUCAUUGUACGAGACAAUAGACCACAUUUGCCAAACCUUUGGAGAUAAAUUAACUUCAAACAUGGUCAUCUCAAUAUUACAAAGCUUAGCUAAAAUCAAAGACUGGACCAAACUACUUCAAGUUUGGGAAGCUAUCGCACCAACGGCAGGGGAGGGUCAGGACACGAGGCCAUGGAAUGAAUUUAUAAACGUUCUUAAUCAAAGUGGUGAUGGUCACAUUAUCUCAAAAAUCGUAAAUAAUGGUCAUUUACUAUGGAUUAAACGUCUGAAUGUCAACUUAACGCCAGAAUUACGCAGCUCCAUUAAGGCGUUAUUAAAGACCGCUGGAAUGGAGAAUUCUGCAUUGGAAGAGUUCUUAAUCCGUGGAGCAAACAACCAAUAA